Messenger RNA from Toxoplasma gondii ME49, 1478 nucleotides. RefSeq lists its product as hypothetical. NCBI's taxonomy places the organism in Eukaryota, Apicomplexa, Conoidasida, Eucoccidiorida, Sarcocystidae. The transcript has 2 exons. The record is from RefSeq and is a predicted model, not a curated record. The coding region runs from base 313 to 1032 and encodes 239 amino acids.
CCUAUCCUCCGAUCGUCAUUUUUCGCUCGGUUUUCCACCGCCACUUUUCGUUUCAGCAUGCACACCUCGUCCACUGCCCAGUGUAUUCUUUUCCUCUUUUUUCGCUUACCCCUGCCGGCCAGAGACGUCUGGUUUCGUCGAAACGGGCUCGACAGGGAGACCCCCGGAGGAAAAGGCCUGGGUUAAUCUACUGUUUUCUGAGAAUUUCCAUUUUCUUCUUCUUAAGGAAACGUUGCCAGGUGUCUUUGCUGAGUCGCAUUUUUGUGUUGGCGAGGAGCGGCUUUUCUCUCCCCUAUUACCCGCACAGUCAAGAUGGCAGAGACUCGCGAAGGGGGGCAGUCGGGGGCAGCCUCGAUCUUGGGGGCGGAAGCGUUUCCCGAACUGUUGAGCAAGGUGCCGUUGAAUCCACAGAUGGACGAAGACAAACAUUUCAACAAGUACAAAUGGGGAAACGAGCCAAUUCCUGUCAACAGACGAACUGGGAGCCGAAUGAACUCCUCGAUCUACGACAACCGGAACCACGAGGCUGUUCGCCAUCCGUGGUCGACAGAUGCACGAACAUUUCAUCCCAAUGAUAACCCGGAAGCCGACCGAAUCAAUACUCAGUACUCCAACAUGGUUAGCGACAGCUUUCCUGAAGGCGGCUUCAGCGAUGCACCUCGUUUUUCCUCGAACUGGGAGCGCCUGCUGGCCUACCACCACGGUCUCUAUUCCCCGGAAAAGUUCAACUCGACGACCAAGACGGCAGAUGAAAUCCGACUUGCCGUCAAUGAUUUCGCCGCGAAAGUCCACGCUGAUGACCCCAAAAAUGCUUGCAAAUAUCUUAUGAUCGAAGAAUUCAAGUGCCUUCAGUCUGCGCAGGCUCGCAUUGAUCCUCAAGGUGCUGCAACAAAGUGCGUGAAGUGGUUUAAUGAGUGGAGACAAUGCGCCUGGGAUCAGGAGAAGAUGGUGAAAGGAUACAACUACAUCGAAGACAGAAGGGCCCGGAAGCACAAGCCAUACAUUGGAGCGCCCGAUCUGCAGUACUCUUAGAUCGUGUGUUUCUCAUGACCAGACUGUUGUUUCGUUUUUUGUGUUUCGGACAUCCGUCCUCUCCUGCACAGUGUUUCGUUCUCUAUCAGCCUGCUCCACCGGAGAAACUUGGGGAAAAGCCAGUUUCAGCUGAAUUGUCGUGGAGAGGCGCGAAGGUUCGGAAGGCGCGCUGCAAUAACAAGGAUCCACAAGAGAGAGUUCAAAUAGGAAUGAUCCGUGCAUAGCUAGUCCAUUGUAUGUUUGCUCCCACUGGCUCCAUGGUAUAAUGUGGCUCACGUCCAUGUGAACCCACGCUGCUUUCACCGGGGCGAAAUCUUCAGUCGAUUUUCCUGCCUACCCCGACACGGGUGCCCACAGUGGGACACGGUCCGUUAAGCAGCUGACAGAAAAAACAUAUGAGAACUGGGUCCAACUGUACGAGUUCGGAUUAAGGUCUCUUCCUGUGA